AUGGCGGACGAAGACUUUCCAUUUUAUAGACGAGGGCGAUAUGAAUACGAAGACAGCCUGGGAAGGUCGUCAUAUGACGUGAAGCGAAAUGUGAAAAACAAAAAGAAGAGUGAUGACGAAAAGUUUGCUCUGGGACGACGUGGAAUAUUGGUCUUUUUCACUCUUUCGGUCUUGACUUUGAUGGCUGCGUUAGAUGGAACAUCACUGUCGGUGGCCCUGCCGGAUAUCGCUCUUGAACUCAAAGGAACCGCCAUCGAGGCAUUCUGGAGCGGGACUUCAUUCUUGCUGUGCUCAACAGGAAAAGUGUUCCAACCCAGCUUCGCGUCAUUCUCCAACAUCUUCGGCCGUCGAUCCAUGAUCCUGAUCUCUCUUGUAUUCUUCGCUGUCGGUGCUGUGAUAUGUGCCAUUGCAAAUGAUUUCACAUAUAUGUUGAUCGGCCGGUCAAUCCAAGGUGUGGGUGGAGGCGGCAUUAUCUCACUCAGUGAGGUUAUCAUGACCGAUCUGGUCCCUCUUCGGUGGCGGGGACAAUACUUCGGCAUUCUCAGCGCGAUGUGGAGUGCUGGAUCUGUGACGGGACCUAUCCUUGGAGGUGGGUUCUCUGAGAAGGUGUCAUGGAGGUGGAUUUUCUACAUCAAUUUCCCUUUCAUUGGCGUUGGCGGGAUACUGGUCAUUCUAUUCCUCAACCUCAAACUAGCACCCAGCUCGUUGAUGGAAAAACUCGGUCGAAUUGAUUACGUCGGAACCAUCAUCUUUGUUGGAAGCAUGUCAUCCUUCCUGAUUCCACUCAGCUGGGGUGGUGUCUCCUACGACUGGGACUCGUGGAGGACCUUGGUCCCUCUUAUUGUUGGGGCAGUUGGUCUGCUUACCUUCGCGUACUAUGAGUACCGCUUCGCGUCCGACCCUAUUAUCCCUCCGGUGAUAUUCCAAAACAGGACAGCGACAGCCUCCUUCAUUGGGAGUGUCUUACAGGGCUUGAUCUUGUGGUGUGCUUUGUAUUAUCUUCCCCUCUAUUAUGAGGCAGUGAAGGAGUAUAGCCCCAUCAUCUCCGGCAUCGCACUGUUCCCCGAGACGUUCACCGUCGCACCAAGUGGGUUGGUAGUCGGCAUUCUCAUCACAAUCACAGGACGCUACCAAUGGGCAGUGUGGCUUGGAUGGGUCCUUUCAACAAUCGGAAUCGGUCUCAUGUGCCUCAUCAAAGCUGACACCAGUAUCUUGGGAUGGGUUCUUCUGAACAUCGUGCCUGGUCUCGGACUAGGUAUCCUGUUUCCUGCUCUUGGCUAUGCCGUGCAGGCCUCUUCAGAGCCUGAAAAUUUGGCGAUCGCAGUCGCCAUGUUCAGUUUCUUCCGCGCUCUGGGCCAAGCCAUCGGAGUCGCUGUUGGCGGCGUUGUCUUCCAGAACCGCAUGUUCCACAAUAUCAUGCGAUAUCCUGAGUUGGCCCCUAUGGCCAACGCCUACAGCAAAGAUGCAGCUGGUUUGGUUCAAGUUAUCAAGACCAUGGCUGAUGGCGCCAAUAAGUCAAAUCUGAAAGAUGCUUACACGGACAGUCUACGCACAGUUUGGAUAGUCUGCUGUGGUGUCUCAGGAGUGGCAAUGCUGAUCAGCCUCCUGACUGAGCAUUACGAUCUGGACCGUGCCUUAGAAACCAACCAGGGCCUUCAAGGAGACGAUGAUUCGAUCGAUGACGAAAAAGGCUGGAACAUGCGCACAGAACACACAGUUGUCAGGGAGACUCGGCCUUAUGCUUGGUAG
Penicillium brevicompactum is the source of this 1749-nucleotide messenger RNA. RefSeq lists its product as uncharacterized. Bases 1 to 1749 code for a protein of 582 amino acids. The record is from RefSeq and is a predicted model, not a curated record. Lineage: Eukaryota; Fungi; Ascomycota; Eurotiomycetes; Eurotiales; Aspergillaceae. The transcript is spliced from 4 exons. Gene Ontology annotation, molecular function: transmembrane transporter activity. Gene Ontology annotation, biological process: transmembrane transport.